Molecule: messenger RNA, 834 nt
Organism: Gaeumannomyces tritici R3-111a-1
Lineage: Eukaryota; Fungi; Ascomycota; Sordariomycetes; Magnaporthales; Magnaporthaceae
Exons: 4
Coding region: 1-741 (246 amino acids)
Biological process (GO): polysaccharide biosynthetic process
Molecular function (GO): oxidoreductase activity, acting on the CH-OH group of donors, NAD or NADP as acceptor; oxidoreductase activity, acting on the CH-CH group of donors, NAD or NADP as acceptor; NAD binding
Source: RefSeq, a predicted model, not a curated record
AUGUCGCCAGAGCGCGUCGACCCUGGCAGGGUUGAGCCUCCAGCCCGCCUCAUUCCCAAGGUCAUCUCGGGCCUGGAUGACAUUUGCCCGGGGUCCUUGGCUGCAAUCACCAGAAUCUACGGCCCCGUCUUCAACACUCUCGUCCCCGUGUCGCGCCCCGAGGUGGCCGAGUUUACCAAGUUGUAUGAGAACCGCCAACGCAUGAUCAACAUCGCCUACGCCAACGAGAUGGCCGACGCCUGCGCCGGCCUCAGUAUCGAUCCCUACGAAGUGUGCGCCGCGGCCAGCUCCAAACCUUUCGGCUACAUGAACUACAACCCAGGGCUGGGCGUGGGUGGCCACUGCAUCCCCGUCAACCCCUGGUACCUACUCGCAUCCGGGUGCGAGAUGUCGCUCCUAAGGCAGGCCUCGGAAGCCAUGAGCCGUCGCCCCGUCGACGCUGCCAGGGCGUACGCCAAGUAUCUUCGAGACAGUGAAGCUUUCGGUGCUGCCCAAGUUCUUGUCGUAGGCAUGGGCUUCAAACACGGCCAGAGCACAUUAAGCUACUCUCCGGGUCUUGAGCUUGCCAGGGAGCUUCAACGCAUUGGAAACAAGGAAGCAGAAAGCAGGUCGAUCCGAGUCGUGUUUGCGGACCCCCUUGUAACGCAGGCUGCCAUUCCAAGCAUCGAAAAGCUCGCUGACGAGGGCUGGAAUCGAGCUGGAACGUGUUGGGACGGCGCCACCACGGGCGUUUGUGUUUAAAUAGUUAGCCUCUACUUUAAUCCAAAACCUACAGCGGUGUGCAUUCCCGCCACACAUUCCUGUUUGCCUCUGGCCACAUGGGAAGUUGCCGCC